Messenger RNA from Argiope bruennichi, 822 nucleotides. Its product is annotated as ubiquitin-conjugating enzyme E2 T-like. NCBI's taxonomy places the organism in Eukaryota, Metazoa, Arthropoda, Arachnida, Araneae, Araneidae. The record is from RefSeq and is a predicted model, not a curated record. Gene Ontology annotation, molecular function: ubiquitin conjugating enzyme activity. Gene Ontology annotation, cellular component: nucleus. Gene Ontology annotation, biological process: DNA damage response; protein polyubiquitination. Bases 165 to 737 code for a protein of 190 amino acids. The transcript is spliced from 7 exons.
CUUUCUUUCUAUAACGUUUCGAAGUUAAGAAAUGAUUUUAUUGGUUGGGAGAAACUUUAAUUGCUACUGAGAUUUACGAAAUAAAUAAUUGUUCUAUUAAUUAUAACUACAGUUUCAAGUAUUGGUAUAGAAAAAGGUAUUCUGGUCAUACACUGUGAGGGAAAAUGCAGUGUUCACUUAGACUUAAAAAGGAACUUGAAAGGUUCCGUACACAACCUGUGAGUGGCAUUUCUUGUUGGCCUACUGAUAAUAUCUACCAGUUAAAAGCAAGUGUAAUGGGACCUGAUGGCACUCCUUAUGAAAAUGGAGUUUUUUAUAUUGAUAUUCAAAUUCCAGAUAAGUAUCCAUUUAUACCACCUAAUGUGCGUUUUGUGACACCAAUUUACCAUCCUAAUGUUGAUGAUUCUGGAAGAAUAUGCCUUCCAACAUUAAAAUCAGCCCCACAAGGUGCUUGGAAGCCUAAUAUGAAUCUAGCUAGUAUAUUAGUAGACAUACAGCUGCUCAUGGCAGAGCCAAAUUUUAAUGAUCCAUUAAGGAGUGAAAUAUCACAAGAGUAUCAAACUAGCCGUGAGAGUUACAUCAAGCAUGCACGUGAAUGCACUGUGAAACAUGCUUUACAAAGUAGUAAUGAAUUGCCUGGAAUUGCAGUAUCUGAUUCUUGUAAACAGCUUUCUAGUUCUGUUAAACAUGCUGCUGAAGAUGGUGAUUCACCAAAUUCUAAAAAGAAAAAAGUGUGAAUGAAUUAUUCGAGUUCAAAUGUAUACCAAGAGCUUAUAUUGAUAGUUUAUACUUUUUGAUUGAUAUAAAUAUUUGAAAUCUGUA